Messenger RNA from Brassica napus (rape), 3620 nucleotides. RefSeq names its product putative RING-H2 finger protein ATL71. The coding region runs from base 2932 to 3558 and encodes 208 amino acids. The transcript has a single exon. The record is from RefSeq and is a predicted model, not a curated record. Lineage: Eukaryota; Viridiplantae; Streptophyta; Magnoliopsida; Brassicales; Brassicaceae.
GCUUUUCCAGCCAUUCAGUCUUAAGAGCAUCUCCAAAAAUGAACUCUAUUUUGAAGUUUUCAAAACUCUAUAUUUGAAGUUUAAAGGUGUUUUUAUCCAAAAGCAAAACUUCAAACAUAAAUUCAAAACUAUUUGUAUUUUAUAAUAUGGUCCUUAUAUUUUUCAUAAAUAAUUUAAAUUCAUAAAACUUUUGUAAAUAACUAGCACAUAUAUAAACAUAUUACAACAAUAUUAAUUAACAAAAUAUUAUAUUAAAAUAUAAAAUUUUAAACAAAAUAACUUAAUUAAUAUUAUACUUCAAGCAAAAUACCAUAUUAUUCCAUAAAGUGAUUUUUGUAAUGCAUAUAUAAUCUACUAGUGCAUUUCGAAGUAAAAAUAGCUCUCCUCAUUUUUAAUUUGUAGAUUAGUGAUAAAAAUUGUUGAAAUCGGAAGAUAUUAAUACUUGUAAAUACAUUAGAUCAUAACAAGAAAGUAAAAGAGAAACAUAAAAUAUUACUAACAGUCUAAUUUUUAUCGAUGAUAUUAAUAUUCGUGAAUAUAUUCAAUAUGAACAAGAAAUAAUUGUACGAAAAUACAUCAUCAACAACAACAACCAUCUUAAAUUACACCAAAACAAAUUAGACAAUAUUUGGAAAUUUUGAAGGUUUCGGAUCAAACUUACUUGACUAUUUUUUUUUUUUUGAUGAAAUUUUAAAUUUAUUGAUCAUCGCAAAAGAAUGUAUGUACAAGACCUAAAGCUUUUUAGGUUUUAAAGAAUAGAGACAAAACUUAGAAAAAUUAAAGAAUAUGUGCUUCAAACCAUCUUCUCAUCAGACCUUGUAGCCUUGGCUCCAGAGCAUAUCCAGUGGAAGUGAUACGGUUCCUGACCGUUUUAUCAAUCAGUUUAGAAACAUGAUUGACAGGUCGGGCUGAGUUAUUGUGCUUGCGGUCAUUCCGCUCGCGCCAUAUAUAGUAGAUCGUAACCUGCAACACAAGCCGCAAUAGUAUGAACGUCAACAUGUCAAAAGAUCCCAUGAGAAGAUGCGCCAUAGUUGUAUCCCAGUCGGGAUCAGGUUCUUGUCCAAACAGGUUCCCAACCACCUUAAUCCAGAGCGUGAAAGUGUAGGGACACGCAAAAAAUAAGUGAUCUCUUGUCUCGUUAGGCUCACCACAGAAGAGACAACCUUGAGGAUGGCCCCAUUGACUCGUACGAUGGCCAGUUGAGAGUCGAUUCCUGAUAGCUAACCAAGUGAUGAAAGCAAACCGCGGUACACCCUGUGGGAACCAGACCAGCUUGCUCCAGACCACAUUCUCCUUGCGACAUCUAGUGAGAUCCCAAGUAGCCUUAGAUACAAACCGCUCUCCGUAGGUGUUUCCCCAUUCCUCCAUUGAACUCCAUCUCGUACAUUUUCCACCAAGCUGACCGGAAAAGCUCGAAUGUCAAGAAUUAAGUUUUGGAUACGUUGGUCACGACAACGGCGAAAUCACCAGUCUCCAUCAAGAAAGACUUCACAAAUCUUGGCAUCUCUUCUUAUACCCAAUUUUUGUGUACCUAGCUCCCCAACAAUAUCAAUGAGCCGGCCACACGGGUGCCACAGAUCAGUCCAGAAUCUCACGUCGAGUCCAUCAUGAAUAUUCAUACGAAUAAACUGCUUAGCAAGAGGGCGGUACCUCAGAAGCUUCCUCCAAGCCCAAGAGCCUAUCACCGUGUCCUUUGCAUCCCAGAAAGUCUCAUGUUUCAACAGGUUCUGCUUCACCCAAACUUACUUGACUAUUAGUGUUGUUGUAAUAUUUAAAUAUGUGUAAUAAUUAUGUCUAUGUAAUUUUUUAAAAGUUUUCUUGUUAAGUUUUUUUUUUGUAUAUUUUUGUAUAUUUUUGUUAUCUAAAUCUAGUUUUAAAUAUUUUAAAUCUUCUUUUAAAGUUUUAUUUAAUUUUAUGUGUAAACUUAAAUCUUCUAAACAAAACUUGAAAUAUUUAUGAGAUAUAAUUUUUAUAAGGAUUAAAAUAAUAAACAAGAAAAUAUUUAUGAAUUAUAAAUGUGAUGUGUAAUUGUAGGGACCAAAAUACAAAUAAAAAUAUGAAACUUCAAAUUUGAAGUUUUGAAAUUCCUUUUUGGAGAGCAAAAAACUUCAUAUUUGAAGUUAUAGACUGUCUUUUGGAAAUGCUCUAACAUCUUGAAAUUUUCGUUGGUGCAAUGGUGCAAUUAGAGAAGCAUUAUCGCAUGGUUUUAGGAGGGUUUUUACCCAAAAAGCAGGGCAUGGACCACCACAAAAAAGAAGAAACGAGUGGCAAAAGUCGCAGGAGAAGAAACGUUUGUUCAUGGUGUUUUUACUGUUUGCGGGCUCCACUGACACGUGGCGGCCCGCGAUAGAUUCACUUUUUAUUUAUUUUUAUUUUUUUAAUCAGACAAAAAAAAAUUAAAAAAAAAAUAAGAAACCUAAUUGGGUUUGUGGUAUAAAGAUGCUCUUAGGACAUGAUUAACCUCAGUCUCUUAGCCGGGAUUCUUAACUUAUGAUUUGACAUUUUUUUAUAAUUAUUUUUUUUUACACUUUUCAGCUAAGAAACGGCUCUUAUAUUUCUUAUCUAAGAGAAGGUUCUUAUUUUUUCUUACUUAAAAUCUAAAAAAAUAUUGAGAACCAUCUCUUAUCCGAAGCUAAGAACUCCAGUUAAGAGACUGAGGUUAAUGAUGGUCUAAGAAUCUAAUGCUAAAGAGAAAAUUAGCGAAGACUUACAAUAUAUAAUAAUUAAGGGGAAAACUAAUCGAUGCUGACAUUAAGUAUUCAAAUGUUUGAUCAACGUCUAACAACGUUUUUAUACUUGUGAAAGGUAUUAUACAUGACAUACGCCACUAGAAGAAAACCUAAUCGUAUAUAAAUCCACCCUAGCCAUAGGAAAUCUAUAUAUGACAUAACUCAAAUCAAAACGUUUACUCUCGAAAAUUUCAUCAACGUGAUGACCAAAAACAAACGUUCACUCCCUUUCUCUUCAGAUCAGUUAUUUACUUAUCCAAUGGAUCCAACGGCCGUGCCACCUGACUCCAACCAGUGGCUACCGGCCACAGAUAGGAUCGGUGGAUUCGCUCAGGGGCUCGUUGUCGCCAUUGGUAUACUUCUUCUAAUUACCACAAUCACCAUCACUUCUUAUUGUUUAACUCGAAGCCAUAUCUUCGCAUCUUCCCCGAGGACAAUAAGACGCCGGCAAAGACAAACCGAUGCAACUUCAGGAAAUGGCGAUGAACGGUUUCACUUCGACGGCGAUGAUCAAAACGACACCGUGGUGGUCGAAGUCUUAGGGCUAGACGAUGAGGUUAUCAAGAACUUCCCUAAGCUUCCUUACGAAGAGGCUCGUGUGGGUUAUAGCUUGCAAAGGGAUGCCACUGCGACGUCAUGUUGUUCUAUAUGUCUUGCGGAUUACAAGAAGACAGAUAUGAUUAGGGUUUUGCCGGAUUGUAACCAUUUGUUCCACGACAAGUGCGUUGACCCUUGGCUCAUGAUUCAUCCUACGUGUCCAGUUUGCCGUACGUCUCCAUUGCCGUCUCCGGCGAAGACACCAGUCGCCGACGCUGUUAUCGGUCGAUAGAUCUUUGACUUCGUGUCUUUUCUUUAUUUACUAUAUUUCUAUUUCUGUUGACAUUCUAUACC